Messenger RNA from Penicillium egyptiacum, 1383 nucleotides. The record is from the annotation of a GenBank genome assembly. NCBI's taxonomy places the organism in Eukaryota, Fungi, Ascomycota, Eurotiomycetes, Eurotiales, Aspergillaceae.
AUGAGAGAUAUGGUUGCCUACUUGAAUAGGGAUUGUCUUUAUAUGCCCUCAAAGCAAAGCAGCGAGAAAUAUACUGCAAAUAUGGACAUCUCCCGAGUCAUUAAGCCCUGGAAGCUCAAUCCUCAAAGACACUUGGUCUUUGUGAACGCGACCAUUGUUGACCCAGCCGAGGGGAAGUUGAUCCUGAAUGCUACAUUGCGAAUCUCGGAAGGCAAGAUUAUUCAGAUCGUUACAGACGGCUCAUCUACCGCCACAGAUGACCUUCCCGGAGAAAAUGUGAUCGACCUAAGCGGAAAAUACUUGUGUCCGGGCCUGAUCGAUUGCCAUGUGCAUGUCGCAGUAGUUCCUGGCGAAGCGGAUCUACGAGCCUACAAAGACAUGAGCGAGUCAGUCAGUCUUCUGCGGCAGCCAUAUGUGCUCAAAUCCAUGCUUGAUCGCGGCUUCACUUCAAUCCGGGAUUGUGGCGGCGCAAGUCUUGCGAUCAAGGAAGCCGUCGAGGACGGUGUAACCCCAGGCCCUCGUCUCUUUAUCGCUGGACACGCACUCUCCCAAACCGGCGGUCACGGCGACUUGCGCGGGCCCCAUGACACCCAGCUCUGCUGCGUCGGCUCCAUCUCCGGAAUCAGCAGGAUUGUGGACGGCCCAGCGGAGUGCUACAGGUAUGCGCGCGAAGAGUUGCGACGGGGAGCGGACUUUAUCAAGAUCAUGGGCGGCGGAGGUGUUGCCAGUCCCACGGACCGUAUUGAACAUGUGCAGUUCUCGGAUGAGGAGAUUAGGGCCAUUGUAACUGUUGCGCGGAACGCGGGCACAUAUGUUACGAGCCAUAGCUACACACCACUGGCGAUUCAGCAGGCUAUCAAGCUCGGGGUGCGCGGUAUCGAGCAUGGGAAUCUUAUUGACCUCGAGACGGCGAAUAUGAUGGCUGAGAUGGAUGUCUUCUUGACUCCAACGCUGAUUACACAUGUCAUGUCUAAGGAGAUGAAUUUCCUGCCUGCUGAUGGCGCUGCUAAGAAUGAGGAGGUUCUUGAGAAGGGGUUGGGGGCAAUGAAGAUGGCUGUCGAUGCGGGCGUGACCGUCUGCUUUGGGACCGACCUUCUUGGUCCGAUGCAUUUUGCUCAGAGCAAGGAGUUCUCGGUCCGCAGUUCGGUUUUAAAUCCAUUGCAGAUUUUGCGCAGUGCUACCGUCAAUGCUGCUCGUCUUCUUAUGCAGGAACAUAGGUUGGGUCAGAUUCAUGAGGGAUUUGUGGCGGAUCUUUUGAUCUUGAAGGAAAAUCCGUUGGAGGAUAUCACUAUUCUGGAUCGAGCGGACGAGCACAUCCUAGCUGUGAUCAAGGAUGGGAGGGUUGCCACUUCACGGUGGGACAAAGUCAAGGUAGAUGUUUGA